UUGCUGAGUGAGCUCGUGAAAACAGUUUCUAACUUUAGGCAUAAUGAAAGAGGCAGAUGAAAAAACCAAGCUCCUUUCCGGUGUAUCGAAUUCUGCUGGACAAGAGAAGCAGUUUCUGAGUGAUAAAGAAAACGUAAAAAGAUGGCGUUCCAUACACAUUAUGUAUCUGACAAUGUUUUUGAGCUCUCUGGGAUUUUCGAUGGUGAUGCCGUCAGUGUGGCCGUACUUGACAAAGAUCGAUGAAAAUGCAACCAAAAAUUUCCUGGGCUUCGUGGUGGCUUCAUUCAGCCUGGGGCAACUCGUGUCCUCUCCGAUCUGCGGUGUCUGGGGCAACCUGAGAGGCGCGCGAGAACCAGUGGCUUUUUCAUUGAUCCUAAGCAUAGGCUCCAACUGCCUGUAUGCCUUCCUAAUGGCGAUCAAGUCUCACAAUGCAACAUACAUGCUAAUUGCUAGACUUCUGCUUGGCUUCAGUGCAGGUAAUACGGCUGUAGCUAGGUCGUAUGUGUCAACUGCUACAAGUCUUCAGGAAAGGACCGGUGCAAUGGCCGCGAUCAGUGGCUUUCAAGCAGUUGGCUUUAUCUUCGGACCUGUGUUUCAGGCUGCAUUUGUACCGAUUGGAGAAAACGGUGUUUCGUCUGGCCCACUGCAUUUGAACAUGUACACCGUUCCAGCUUUUGUGAACGCAAUUAUGACAGCUGUAAAUUUGUUGUUAAUCAUCCUUGCAUUCAAGGAGUACGAUAUACCAGAUAUAAUCACAGAUCCAGCAAAACCAACUGAUAUUCUCACUCAGAAUCCACAGCUUUAUGAUGUACUCGAAAAUAAUGCAACAGCUAAUAACGGAACUAUCAAUGGAAACUACAAUCAGCUACCACCUUAUGAGGACCUGGAAUCCUCUCAACACGGUGCGAUAGUUAACGAGAGCAUUUCAAUAAGUGUUGAUAUCUUUAUGGUCUUCAUCAUCAACAUCAUCUACUUCGUUGUUCUCUUUGUGUUCUCAAUCUAUGAAACAAUUGGUACUCCGAUGACUAUGGACAUGUAUGCUUGGAGUCGGCCGAAAGCAGUUUUGUAUAAUGGGAUUAUUGGAGCAGUUAGCGCUUUUAUCUCCGUAACCGUAUUUGCUUUAGUAAAGCCAGUUAGUAAAAGAUUUGGCGAUCGUUUAGUCAUGCUUGCUGGCAUAAUAUUCCUUAUCAUUGGAAUCUUUGUUAUGUUGCCAUGGGGACCUGGUUAUAUGCCCAGGCCUUACUAUGCUCUCAAUGUUUCUGAUUAUAAUGACACAAUAGUUCCAGGUACGCUGGGAUGUUCUUGGGCCUACAGCUGGUGCGACACGCUGAAAGUGCUCCCUCUAUGGCAGUACGGACUCGCUAUAUUCAUCAUCUCCUUUGGAUACCCUACCUGUCAAGUACUGAGCUUUAUAAUUUAUUCUAAGAUGCUUGGCCCAAAGCCACAGGGUUUAUAUAUGGGUAUUCUGACUGCUGCUGGUAGCUUAGCCCGUACGCUAGGUCCAAUAUUUGUCAGCCAGAUAUACUCCAGUAAGGGUAACCGUGCAGCAUUUAGUGUCCUCCUAGGCAUGGAGGUGGCCAUGCUAGCUCUCUAUUUAGCCUGUUAUAAACGCUUCAUUCCUUAUCAAGAACGAUUGAAGAAGAAAAAGGAAAAGGCUUCAAGCCCUUUAAACAGUCCGCAUCAUAAUAUAUAGUCCUUGCUACAUUUUUCUGCUUUGGUUUGUAUUUGUUGUUUUACAUUUUAAAAUUGAUGAAAUGCAAGAUUUACUAUAUAGAAUUUUCUGAGUAUGAGGGCCAAUUUCAUAUAUGAAAGCUUCGGCCCAACCUUUAGAUGGAUGACCCCUAAGGGUCUUGUCGUGUCAAGCAACCACAGUGGUGGGUGUAGCUCCCACCACUGUGGCUGCUUGACAUUGUUAUUGAAGUGCAAAUGAUUAUGUUUUUCUAAGUUAACUUACUUGCUCAAUUUUUUUUUCUUCAUAGCUAGGCCAGCUUAGGCCUAGUCGGACACAGCAGCAAAGUGAACUCCUAUCCCUUCAACCCAUUCCUUAUUUACAUCAUAAAACAUGAUAUAGAUGAUGUAAUGAAAAAGCAAGCCAUAAUUUAAUACGCAUAUUUGGAAACAAUGUAACCUUUCAUGUUCAAUUUCUUUUAAAAUUCUUAGCGCUUUCAUUGUCACAAAAAAAACCAAAAAAAAAACCGGCUAUUCCUUCAACCCAUUCCUUAUUUACAUCAUAAAACAUGAUAUAGAUGAUGUAAUGAAAAAGCAAGCCAUAAUCUAAUACGCAUAUUCGGAAACUAUGUAACCUUUCAUGUUUGAUUUUUUUUAUUCUUAGCACUUUCAUUGUCGUGAAAAAAAACCGGAUUUGCUGUGUACUAUACCUAAACCUUGAUUUUGGAGAUGCAAAAAUCAGAGUGUCUGCAUCUGACACAAAUACUCAAAAAACCAUGUUUCCGCAUGUGUUUUAUACGCAGAUUAUUGCAUGUAAAGAACAUCAGAUCGCUUUUGAAAGUAGCUAUGGAUGCUAUAUUGAGAAUGGAAGAUAAUAUUAUAUUCCAGAGCAGAGGGGACGUCAACACAAAGAGCCAAAGUACCAUAGUAGUUGCAAAAUCUUUGCCAUUUUAACAGUCUGCAACCCAAACAAUAUUUGUGCAACAUUGUAUUGUGCUAAAGUAACAAGAUAUUCACCUGACUUUAUACUGUAUAUGGUAUUAAAACUGAGUUGAUGCAUUCUUCCUCUCCCAAAACAUUCAGUAGAAAUGUUUCUUCUGUCCCUAUCUCUGCAAUAACCGGUCAAAAUUGUGUAUAAUCCAGUAAUCAGCAAUUAUACAACCGUUUGAGGAGAGAGAAUAAACCCUGUUUUCCGCUAGCCAAAUUUAUUUGCACAAAUCGAAAGUGUCAGUUUGCUUCCUGAGCUCUGAUUUGUUGCGCAUUUUUUUCGCUUCACAAAAAAGUAGAAACAGUUCAAACUACUGAUAUUGCGGAAGUGAAAAAACUACGAUAGAUAUGUGAAUGCACGUGAACCGACACAAAUAAUUAUUCGUGCAAAUAAAUUCGCUUAGUAGAAAACAGGCUUUAUGCGGAAAGCAUAGCCUUACUAAUAAAAUAAAUAUGCACCUUGAUAUUUAAAUCUUGGACCCUCAUGAGACUGAUUGUUUAAGUAAAUUGAGACCUGUAGCUGGGGGAAAAGGGAGUGCAUACAUUCGAUUAGUGCAUACUCACCACCAGCUUCCCCCCACCCCAAAUUCCCAUAUCAGAAAAGGUCUACAUUUUCAAGACAUUAGAGAAUUUACUAAACAUAAUUUAUUUUUAUUUUCUGUAAUCAAAAUGAAUUAAGGGAAUCUUAAAUAUUUACUUUUUAUUCAGCAGUCUAUCUUAGGCCAGUAUUUGGUCAAAUAAAUUGCUAU
Anneissia japonica is the source of this 3404-nucleotide messenger RNA. Its product is annotated as major facilitator superfamily domain-containing protein 8-like. NCBI's taxonomy places the organism in Eukaryota, Metazoa, Echinodermata, Crinoidea, Comatulida, Comatulidae. The transcript has 12 exons. Gene Ontology annotation, cellular component: lysosomal membrane. The record is from RefSeq and is a predicted model, not a curated record. Gene Ontology annotation, molecular function: transmembrane transporter activity. Gene Ontology annotation, biological process: transmembrane transport. Bases 44 to 1693 code for a protein of 549 amino acids.